AUGUUUGAGUCUAUAGAGCAUAGAGUGUGUCUAAGGCAUUUGUAUGCCAAUUUCAAAAAGAAAUUUGGGGGAGGCAGUGCAAUUAGGGAUCUGAUGAUGGGAGCAGCAAAAGCAACCUAUCUACAAGCCUGGCAGAAGAAGAUGCAAGAGUUAAGGCAACUUGAUCCAAAGGCUUGGGAAUGGCUAGUAGGUGUUCCAACCAAACUAUGGUGUAAGCAUGCAUUUAGCUAUUAUCCAAAAUGUGAUGUUCUAAUGAAUAAUCUUAGUGAGUCUUUUAAUAGUACCAUACUGCAGGCUAGGGAUAAACCAAUUAUCACUAUGUGUGAAUGGAUUAGGAAUUAUCUUAUGAAUAGGGUUGCUGUUAGUUUGACUAAGUUAGAUAAGUGGAAACAUAAGAUUAUGCCUAUGCCUAGGAAAAGAAUGGACAAAGAAAUUGUAAUGAGUGGUAAUUGGAUUCCUACUUGGUGCCAAGACUUGAUAUGGCAGGUUAACCACACAUUUGAUGGGCACCAAUUCAUUGUGGAUUUAGGUAAGAAAACAUGCACAUGUUGUUUUUGGGAACUUGUGGGCAUUCCAUGUAGGCAUGCCAUAGCUGCCAUGAGUUAUCAAAAGUUGGAUCCAGAAUCAUUUGUGGAUGAUUGCUAUAGUAGGGAAACAUACACUAAAUGUUACUCAUAUAGUGUGAGUCCCACUAAUGGCAUGGAUAUGUGGCCUACUGUUGAUAAUGAGGAUAUGCUUCCACCUUCAUACAAGAAAGGUCCAGGUAGACCCAGAAAACUUAGGAUUAGAGAGCAUGAUGAAAAUGGAUCUAGAAUGAGAAGGCCAGGUGUUAAUUAUAGGUGCACCAGAUGUGACAGCAUUGGACAUAACUCCAGGAAAUGUAAAGCUGAAGUUCAGAAUCCUGCAGCUUUAAAGAGAAAGAGAAAGGCACCAAGGAAAGCUGCUUCAUCAAGCAAUGUGGGUGACACAGAGACAGUAGAGGAUUACUUUGAGGGGGAAAUUGAUGCAACAAUUGAAGCAAUGGUGGCAUCAGUUGAAGCUGACUUAGCAACUCAAGCAUCACAGAUAGUGAAUCCAAGUCCUAUCAACAAGUCUCCAUCCAAGAACAAGACAAAGAACAAGAAAGUUGGCUCUAAGAAGAAAUGA
Messenger RNA from Vicia villosa (hairy vetch), 1146 nucleotides. RefSeq lists its product as uncharacterized. The record is from RefSeq and is a predicted model, not a curated record. Gene Ontology annotation, molecular function: zinc ion binding. The transcript has 2 exons. The coding region runs from base 1 to 1146 and encodes 381 amino acids. Lineage: Eukaryota; Viridiplantae; Streptophyta; Magnoliopsida; Fabales; Fabaceae.